This is a messenger RNA of Colossoma macropomum (tambaqui), 3122 nucleotides long. RefSeq names its product zinc finger protein 501-like. The record is from RefSeq and is a predicted model, not a curated record. The coding region runs from base 194 to 1429 and encodes 411 amino acids. NCBI's taxonomy places the organism in Eukaryota, Metazoa, Chordata, Actinopteri, Characiformes, Serrasalmidae. Gene Ontology annotation, biological process: regulation of immune system process; negative regulation of transcription by RNA polymerase II; regulation of cytokine production. The transcript has 2 exons.
CUCUCUCGCUGCCUGUAGAAACAGGACUCUUGUCAUCUGAGCUCAGGGGGAGAAGCUCCGCACACGAAGCUGAAUCUGAGAAAUAAAUGACGUCUUGUUGCCAGUCUUCCACUCCGUGUGCCCGCUUUCCUAUACAGUUUAAAUUUACCGUCACAGACAGGUAGGGAGAUCCCACCAGGAGGUAUAUGUCACAAUGCUGAAACCUGAAGAGAUUAAAUGUGAAGAUAUGGGGCAGCCAGUGCUGAAAUCAGAAGAGACUCAAUGUGAAGGAAUGGUACUGCCUGUUUUGAAACUGGAAGAGAUUAAACAUGAGGAUGUGGUGCUGCCAGUAAGCUUGAGUCCUCAGCUAACAUCUGCUGGUGUUCUCUACACUAACACAUCUGACAGACAAAUGAAGAACAAUACAGGAACGGAGGACUUGCACCGCUGUCUAGAGUGUGGGAUGCGUUUUAGCCAUCAGUGUGAUCUCCAUCUUCACCAGUGCAUUCAUACAAGAAAGCAACCAUAUUACUGUUCAUACUGUGGAGAGAGUUUUGUUCUACUGAGUCAGCUUCAACGGCACCAGUGCAUUCAUGCAGGAGAAAAGUUUAAUGACGAGUCAGCGUGCGAGAAUGAUAGUACUGUUAAAACAAAUCAGGGCUUUCACACAAGAGGGAAGCUGAAUCAGUGCUCAGACUGUGGGAAGAGUUUUAGUCAACGUAGUUAUCUCAAAAUACACCAGCGUAUUCACACAGGAGAGAAACCGUAUCACUGCUCAGAGUGUGGGAGGAGUUUUAUUCGACAGAAUCAUCUCCGACUACACCAGCGUCUUCACACUGGAGAUAUGCCGUUUCAGUGCUCAGAGUGUGGAAAGAAGUAUAAUCAUCAGCUUCAUCUCCAGAUACACCAGCGCACUCACACAGGAGAGAAACCGUAUCAGUGCUCGGAGUGCGGGAAGAGUUUUAUUCAAAAGAGUCAUCUCCUGCGACACCAGGUCACUCACACAGGAGAGAAGCCACAUCGAUGCUCAGAGUGUGGGAAGAGUUUUGCUCUACAAGGUCAUCUCAAAAUACACAAGCGCAUUCAUACAGGAGAGAAACCAUACCGGUGCUCAGAGUGCGGGAAGAAUUUUAGCUUACAAAGUAGUCUCCAGGAACACCAGCGCAUUCACACAGGAGAGAAGCCAUAUCAGUGCUCAUACUGUGGGAAGAGUUUUAAUCGACAGAGUAAUCUCAAACUACACCAGCGCAUUCACACGGGAGAGAAGCCGUAUCAGUGCUCAGAGUGUGGGAAGAAUUUUAGCCAGCGGAGUUUUUUUCAAACACAUCAGCGCAUUCACACUGGAGAGAAACCAUAUUACUGUUCAGAUUGUGGCAAGAGCUUCAGGUAUUCAAGUAGUAUAAAGAAACACAGCUGCAAUAAGAGGAAGCUGGAAACUCAUGACACAUGAAUUUGUCAAGUGAAAAUAUGGGAUGUUUGUUAGGCUGGAAGUUUAAAGCAACAAAUUCUGUAACUUUGAUAGGUGCAGUUUAGGCUGGUUUGACAGUUUAUUAGGUAAACUGUCACGCAAAUUGUACAUUUUUAUCAUCAGUUAGUGUUCAGUUUGGUGGAAUGGGAGAAGUGAGUGACCUAGGUUAUGUUGAAUGUUGUGCAGGACGUAAUCUCAAACUAAUGACAUUUACGGCAUUUGGCAGACAUUCUUAGAGCAACUUACAAUUUGAUCAUUUUACAUAGGUAGGCGAAUGUGUUAGGACUCUUGCCCAAGGACUUUUAUUGGUAUAGUGCAGGGUGCUUGAACCCCAGUCUACAGCACAGAAAGCAGAGGUGUUACCCACUACACCAUACCAACCACAUAACAACUCAACCUCGAAGUGCACUACUUAUGGGACUUUGUCAGGAUGGUCAACAGAUGCUGUCAGUGAAAAACAAGCAGUUUUGUCUAGUGUGCACAGGAGCAUAAGAACUGGGCUGUUAAGGAGUGGAAAAAAGUUAACCUGGCAAAUCCAGAGUACUAUAGCAUCAUACUAAUGGAUGAAUUAGAAUUUGGAGCAAGCAGCAUCAAUCUAUGGACCCUGCUUGGUGUGAACAGCGCCCCACCAAAUGGUUCAAGUAACAUGUCAGUGAGUUUUUAUUGCUUGAGUGGCUUUCACAGUCCCUGGGUUUCAACUCUACUGAGUUUUUUUUUGGGAUAAGGAUGAAAUGAGCUGACAGCAGCAAGACUGCACAGUUCCAUUAUUUCGUACUAGAGCUGUACGAUAAAUCAUAUUUUUUAUCUGGAUAAGAGUUUCCGCUCAUUGUUAGAACGGUGAUGAUAGAACAAAUCUAAUUAUCUCAACAUUAAUUACUGGCACAAACCGUUACAAGCCUGCUUCUCUGUGCUGGAACUGAACCUGCUCUCCCACAUGGGAAACAAGUAACUUAACCAUUCGGCCAAACGGCAACUACAAAACGCACUCAGAGAAUGGAAAUGGAAUUGGAAAUUCAACUCAAAACAGCUGCAGCAAAGGGAAAAACAUGCAGCACAUAGGCUGCUCAGGCUCUACUGUUUUUCUGCUAGCCAGUUGGGCUCCUUUGGCUCGCUACCUUACGCCCCCCAGAGUCUUUCAAAAUAAGAGUCCUGGACCACCUAGGAACAUGGUGCCUAACUACACUCAACCAAAAGCAAGAAUGUUACUUUUAAACUAAAUACAACCCGGUGUGUCUGAUGCCACAAUAUUUAAUAAAUAUACAAAAAAUAAAAUGAAGGAAUAUGUAUUUGUUCAUGUAUGCCUAUAUAAAAAUAAGUAUUUUAUGUGGUUUUGUAGCUUUUAUAUAAUAAACUGUUGAGAUAUUACUGUUCCUCAGCUUUUCAGCACAAAAAAAUGUGCCCUCAGUUCUGAUGUAAAUAGUUGUUAGUAUUUCAUUGUGAUACCCGACAGCUUUAUCGAACAACACAUUUUAUGUCAAUAUCAUGCAGCCCUAUUUCAUACAAGAAGUCUUCACUUCCUCUCUCUUGUGAGAUCUCUAUGUUUAUGUUUAGGGUGCCUUAAAGUUGUUGUUCUGUAUCUGGAUUAUUCUUACGAACAUGACAAACACUGGGACACAACUUGGAAAAAAAUGUAAAAGACAAACAUUUUUUUGUUGAUCACAUUGUUUGCAUCAUU